Molecule: messenger RNA, 7561 nt
Organism: Dunckerocampus dactyliophorus (ringed pipefish)
Lineage: Eukaryota; Metazoa; Chordata; Actinopteri; Syngnathiformes; Syngnathidae
Gene: hivep3b
Product: transcription factor HIVEP3
Exons: 11
Coding region: 718-6684 (1988 amino acids)
Biological process (GO): regulation of transcription by RNA polymerase II
Cellular component (GO): nucleus
Molecular function (GO): DNA-binding transcription factor activity, RNA polymerase II-specific; RNA polymerase II cis-regulatory region sequence-specific DNA binding
Source: RefSeq, a predicted model, not a curated record
CCACCGGACCUGCCGUGCGGGGUGGUGCGUUGCCGCGGAGUGUGUUUUGCUUCAUGUUUUGUUGUGGCCAUAAGCUGAAUGUGGGCUCUCUGUCCGCUCUGACACCACGGAGGGAAGCCCCCUGACCCCCCUCCCCCUCGGUCCUCCCUCCUCCGGACCCGCGGGCUCGGCGAGCGGCUCCAUCCGGCUCCAUCACAAUCCAGGAAAUGCGGACCGCUGGCUCAUUCGCCACCGGAUAAAUGGCUGCAGCUGUCGUACAGUAGCAAACUGUAAAAUGCAGUGAGGUUCACGGCUGGUGUCUCCUUUGAAUUUGUAUUUACAGAGCCUGUGAAGCGUCUCUGAGGGGGGAAGACCAGACUGCUCUGUCAGAACUAUUCAGAGAUUGACCUGGCAACACAAUUGAGGACCAGCAAAGGAUAUGCAGAGAAGACCGUGAGCGGGCUGGUAGGAUGGCUGCAGCUGGACAGAAGCAUAGCCGCUGUACACUGAGAAAUGAUCUAUGUUUACCUCCAUCAGUGCUGCUCCAGGGCCCAUUUUAACAAUGCCUCACUUGGUCCGCUUGAAUAACUUAAGGCCCACGCUGAAAAAGGCCCUUUGUUGUGAUUUACAAUCACUGUCCACAACCCCUUGUCUCUGACCUCCCUGCUGCCAUGCGGUUAGGCCCAUGAGGCUCCAAGGGCCCUUGCUUAUGCAUCUGUGAGGCCUCCUCCUCACUCUAUGGAGGCUGAGCCCAGCCAUUCGGCUGAUGGGGAGUGCUCUGGUAGACAAGAGCAGCAGCAUGUGACAGCUGAAUCCCCACUUGGGUCUUGUCCACCGCAACAGCCCCAGCAGCCUUCAAACCCUCGUCCUGUACACAGAGCUUUGGGUCGACUGCAGAAUCGUCAGCCCAAACGCGCUGAUCUUCUUCGGUUACAGCAGCAAGCAGUAGCAUGGCAGCAAACGGACACUCCAGGUCCUUCAGGAGGCAGCUUUUUCUCUCCAGGUUCUGCAUCGACCUCAUCUCUUCCUUCUACGUCCUCCACCCAGGUUGAGCAUGGUCACAGGAUCCCAUCUCAGUCAAGCCAAGAGACUAAAGAAGGGGUUACCUCUCCAAGAAAAGGAGAGAAGAAACCCCAAAAACCAGGGAAAUAUGUGUGCACUUACUGUGGCCGUCCAUGUGCCAAGCCAAGUGUUCUUCAGAAACACAUUCGCUCCCAUACAGGAGAAAGACCUUAUCCGUGUGCCCCGUGUGGUUUUUCUUUCAAAACCAAGAGUAAUCUGUACAAGCACCGCAAGUCCCAUGCCCAUCGCAUUAAGGCAGGUCUCUUGUCCAGUCGAGAUGAGACCAGUUUGAGUGGACCAGACUGCAGUGGUAUUGGAGAGGACCCUGAGGAGCCUACUGAGGGUGAAAGCACAGAGUCAGAGGAUGAGACUGGCCAACACAGGAAAUCUUCUAAGGAGACUUUGGCACGACAGAAGAAAGGUGGCAAGGAACUGCUCGGAGUGUCAGAAGAAAGCCCGAGGCCUGAGGAUUCUCAGGCUGUCAAGCAACGGCUGGCACUGAGGCUUAGUGAAAGAAAACGUGGACCCAUGGCUUCUCCUGAUGAUCCUCCUUCAUCUCUCUCCACCUCGUCUUCGUCUCUUGGGCCUGGCAGUAAAGGCAGCACAGAGUCUGGUUACUUUUCUGGAUCUGGCAGCACUGACCUGCCCCAAGUUAGCCCUCCGAGUGCCAGUGCCAAAACCUACGCAGAAAUCAUUCUUGGGAAAUAUGGAAGGUUGGGAGGGCAGCAGCGUAGUCCACAUUCCCAGCAUUCUCAUUCUCCCCUUUCUGCAUUGUCUGGGACAGAGGAGAAGAGUAUUUCUUUUACUGUACCCAAAACCCAAGUAAUUGAACACAUUACCAAGCUCAUCACUAUCAAUGAAGCAGUGGUAGACACCAGUGAGAUUGACAGUGUUAAGCCUCGACGCUCCUCUCUGUCAAGGAAAAGUAGCUUCGAGUCACCCAAAUUGACUACCCAAAAAGACCCCUACACAUUUGAUCCAAAGGGAGAAGCCCCAGGUCCCAGUGGCUUGAGCCACUUACACAAUCCUGAAACAGAUCCACCAGUUACCCAAACGUUGUCAACAGCGCCCCUGCUCCGAAGCCGCUCGAUGCCAUCAUCUACGAGCCAGCAAGAGUUAUCUGUGUCUGGAAACAGGUCCACCAGAGGUUAUCGUCUCUGCCAGUCUUUUGAUGAGCAGCAGGCUGCGGCAGCAGAGAUUAACAUUGUUCAUGCCCACCGUAUGUUGAGGCGCCAACCUGCCAUAGAGGUUCCCUUGGGAGCAGAGCUUAUGUUGGAGGACACUCCCCCCAACUCAUCUUCUUCGUCCAAAAGCACAGACGGAGCCAGACACCCACAGCAACAACCGCCGCAAAGUACUUUGAGCCCAUUUGAAUGCAAAGUAUGCGGGACAUGUUUCCAGCAUAGUGACAAUUACAUGGCUCAUACAGGCAUCUGCAAAGGGCAGAAAACACUGGAACAGGAGAGUGGCGAUGCAAGUAAGACCUGCAGAGAGGAUCGCCCCCAGAUGAUGCAGUAUAAAUUCAGAGCACUGGCGAUGGCUGUAAGAAAGAGGAGGAAAGAGGAGAGUAUCGAAGAGGAUCUUCCGAGUCCUGGGUCUGUAGUCAUGUCAGAGAGUUCUGCAGGCCUCAUUCCAGUGGCAACUCAAGGACACAGCCAGACACUCUCAGGUGUGCUCCCACAUUACUACAUUGGAAUGAAAACGUUAUUGUCUGGAGAGACAGAGUCAGGACAACAGCAGCAAGACAGAAAAGGUGUGUCUGUCAUCCAACACACAAGCUCCUUUGAAAAGCAGGAGACAGUCUCCAUGGAAAGUGAGCUAUCAGACGUCAAGGAGGCUCACCUAGCACAACAACCUCAUCCAAAACCAUCACCCUCUACAUCACGCCUCAUCCGCCAGCACAACAUCCAAGUUCCGGAGAUCCUUGUCACAGUGGAACCUGAUGCUGACAUGACAUCUGUGUCACCACCAGCGACAGCGUCUUCUUCGAAGGAGACAGAAAAAGUGGAGGAGUUCCAGUGGCCGCAACGUAGCCAGACUCUGGCCCAACUCCCUGCGGAGAAACUGCCCCCAAAGAAGAAAAGACUCCGCUUAGCUGAGGCAGCGCAGUCCUCAGGGGAGUCUAGCUUUGAGUCUGUGUCCCUGCCACGCAGCCCCAGUCAAGAGAGCAGCAUGUCUCACACUUCAAGUCUUUCCGCUUCUUUUGAAGAUGCAGCAAGGACAGAGCCUACAAUCUGGGGCUCCAGUAGCCAAAGCACCCAAAUGUUGACAGUACCAUCCACCUCCCACCAACACAACCAAAGCCACAAGGAGAUGAGGCGUUCAGCUUCAGAGCAGGCCCCUCAAAAAACAGAGCAGGUCUCCGAAAUCAGAAGUAAAUCUUUUGAUUUGGGUUCCUUGUCAUCUCAGCAGUCAGCAUCGUCGUGGAAGGAACGGAGGAAGUGUCUCCUUGUGAAGCAUGCUACCUUAGGAGACUCCGAGCAAGAGGAGGGGGCUGGCAUGAGUCAAUUAUCCAGAGCAGACAGUCCAAAGCCUGGGCCUUCCCAUUUGAGCCACCCUUUGGUCCACUCAAGCUCCCCCUUCAAUCCAGAGGACACAGAGAAUGUCUUGCAGCUGUUGCAGCCACAAAUUCUCUCUCGAGAUGUGCUUCCUCCACAUCCAAGCAGCCAACAAACAUUCCCUCUUAGAUCCACGGCUACACAGUUUAUUAGCAGAAGCUUUUUACAUUCACAAACUGCCCCACCUGUACACCCAAUGCAGAUCCACAUGGCUGAACAGAUGGGUAUACCGCCCCAUCAACUUCCUGCUUUAGUUCCUGUCCAGUUUCCCUCCAUAAGUACUUCUAACCAGGCUCUGUACUUGCCUUCCCCUCCAUUACAUUCCACACAUGCUGUUUCGCCUGCUUCCACAGAUGGAAGAGCCUCCUCCAUGUCUUUUGCUCUUACCCAGCAAUCCCUUGUUACAAUUUCUUACCCCUACCCACGGCCUGUGAUUGCCACUUGUGUGGCACAGCUUUCACCCGCAGUGUCCCUGGUGGUGCCAGUCCGCCUCCAAACCCAUAUACCUACCUAUGCCCGUGCCAUGUACACCACCUUGUCCCAGAUCCUCACCUCUGCUUGUCCACAAGAGCCCAUUUUUUGCACAGCCAUGACAAUCAUGGGCCAAGUAGAACGGAGCAUGUUGCAGAGGUCUUAUCUGAAGGUCCCCUCACCAGACAUUAAGAGUCUCCUUCCACUGUCCCUUCCUGGAGAGGGGACAUCAGUUGAAGAAUACGGUCCACUUGGCGCUGGUGGGAGUAAACGCAUGCUCUCACCUGCAGCCAGUCUGGAGCUCAGUACUGAGGCUCAGCGUCACCAGAAAAGGGUGAAAGAGGAAGAGGAGGGGGAACAACACAAGUCUGGAGAAGAUGUGGAGGAUGUAGAGGGCAAGUUACGCAGAGAUGGACGAAGUAAAGCUGCUGGGGAACAACUGGAAGAGAAAAAAGAUAUGCUUGAGGUAACAACUGUAAAAGAAGAGGGCAAGCAAAGGGAAAAAAAACAGGGAGAAGAAUCAACUGGGAGAAGUCGAAAGCAGGAGGAGCCUCCUGUGGAGGAGAAGCUUGAGAGACCAAACACCCGUUCGUACCCCAGCCUCCACACAUUCACCUCUGUCAACUGGUGCUAUCUGAACUAUGUCAAACCCAACCCGACCGCACAGAGGGACCCCAACACCUCCGUUUAUUCUACCUGGAGUGUCAGCGGACACAACCCAAACUUGCCAGGCCUCAGCACUAAGGUGGCUUUGUCUCUGCUGUGCUCCAAACAGAAGCACUGCUCAGAGACGUACACCAUCGCCAUGGCUCCAAAUCCAGCCAAAAUCAAAAAUCCCCCUUCAAGUAGCAGCGCUCCACGAGUAUCAGAGGUACAUCCCAUUACAGCCAGUUCAUCCACUGAUGUAACAGAUCACCAGCAUGAAAAGGAGGACAAUAAAGAGACCAGAGAAAAGGAGGCACCUUCCACCUCCAAACACAGCGAAACAUCUCGUGUCCGCAUUUUUGAAGGAGGGUAUAAGUCAAACGAAGAGUAUAUUUACGUUCGAGGGCGUGGCAGAGGAAAAUACAUAUGUGGGGAGUGCGGCAUCCGCUGUAAGAAGCCCAGCAUGCUGAAGAAGCACAUCCGAACACACACUGAUGUCCGUCCAUACAUUUGCAAACACUGCAACUUUGCCUUCAAAACCAAAGGGAACCUUACCAAACACAUGAAGUCAAAAGCUCAUGGGAAAAAGUGCCAGGCAAUGGGAGUAUCUGAACCAUCCGCCGAUGAGCCAGAGAGUGAGGAAACAGGGGGACGCGAGGAGCGUGCCUGUUACUCAGAGGAGCAGGAAGAACACCGGUUUUCCAACAUAGAGGAGUCUGAGGACGAUGAUGACAACGACGAUGACGAUGACGAAGACGAGGAAGAGGAAUCGCACGAUGACCCUCCUUCCUCUUGUUCGUCCGACACCCAUGUAUCGACGGGGGGUCGUUCCAAAUGCAGCGGGCUCUCUCGGCAGUGUACUCCGGAGCCUGAGCGCGCAGGUCCAAGUCCCAGUCCCGGCUUGGAGGCCUCCCAAAGGGGGGCUUGGCACAGUAGACGUGCCGCCUCACCGGGCAGCAGGAAAGCACUGUUCUCCCGGCGGAGCUGGAAGGCUUCACCGAGAACCUUCUCCCCCAGCAGUGAGAGCUGUUCCCCCAGUCACAGUCUGUCCCCGCGCCUGGAGCUGUCCUCACCCGUCCAGAGUCUGUCCCCCAGGACAGAGCUACCCUCGCCCGGCCGACAAGUGUCACCGUCCCCUGAAAGAGGACCCUCUCCUGUCAGACCCGUCUCGCCUCUUCGUCCCAUCUUGUCAGGCUGCUACAGGUUAUCACAAGCUAGGACACCACCCUUGCCGGUUGCAGUUCAGCAGAGGACGCUUGGAUAUCUUCCCUGGGAACACCUCAGUACAAAGGGUAGCUAUGUGAAAGUGGACAGAAGUGGUACUGCAGGGCAAGGACAAAUAUUGUCAGAAACCUUGUUUCCGCCUGCUUUUCGUCUCUCCACAUGUGAGAGUUACCCCGGCCAGCAAGCAGCAGCAGACAACAUCUUCAGCCAUCUUCCCAUGCACUCCCAACAAGCCAAGGUCCCCUAUCUGAUGAUUCCCAUCGGAGGAAUUCAAAUGGUACAAGCCAGGCCGCGGUCCAAUCCUUCCACCCCCUUGUCCCCCAUGUCUCCUUCUAUGGAGGGGCCCUCACCGGCCAGGUUUGACUCAUACUGGGGCGGGACCCCAGGACCUCAAGGGAGUAGGACUCCUGGAAGUGACUGGUCAGACUUCCAGACGGCAGGAGCCAGCCAGUCAGGACAGUGCAGCGUCAGUGCACAAGCGCUAACUUCCAAACUGGAAUUGGAGACGACAGACUCAAAGCAAUAUGGCAGCUCACAAAGCUCCGCCCGCACGUGUCGGCGCACUACUGAGACGAGCGAGCGUUGCGUCAAAGACGGACGCUCUGAGUCGUCGUUCAGUUCAGCAGCCCCUGUAUCCCUGCGGCUGAUUGGACGGCAGCCAGAGGGGGAGGAGCCACCUUGUGGAAGUGAGCAGGUGAAGGGAGGAAGUAGAGUAGACACAGCAAGAACAGACCAGAGCACCUAAUAGCGUCAACACUUUGAUGCAUCUCCAAUUUGCUUUAUCAGUCGUGACACAAUUUGCUUUCUUUUUUAUACCAUUUUCAAAACAAUUGUUAACUUAAAUGUUUGGCAAUAUUCAGGUUUGUCAUUUUAAAAAUGCACUUUUUUUCGUUGUGAAAAUAAUGUUUCUGUAAAUGUAUAUAUGAAAAUGAUAUAUAAAUAUAAAGUUCCCGUAUCUGUAUCGAUACUGGUAAUCUUACUGUCUGUUUGAAUAUGUGUCAAGGUAAUAUGAGCAUUUGUAAAUGACCAAAAUCUUUAAUCAAGAAUUACAUUUUUGUUUAUCUUUUCCAGUAUUACUCCAAUUGUAGUUACUUGUGCCUUUUCUGUCCAGGUUUGUGUUUUGAGCUGUAUAGUACAGAUAGAAAAUGAGAAGGCUGUGAAACUUUAUAUUGGAUUUUUGUGUCGUUACGGAAGAUUUAUAUUCGGUGUUCUGUUUUUGUUCUUAAUACUGUUGCUUUAAUUCCAGGGUAACCAAGAGUCACAUUAAUGAUAUUUUGAAGGAGCAGCAGAAAGCCGUCAAAGGAAAUGCACUGAAGUUCUAUUUUUUAUUGUAAGAGACUUUGGAUGAGGUAUGUCUUUACAGGGACGAGCGCUCCUUAUUUAUUGCUAUUUGAUGACAAUGACCGUUGUUUCAAAGUUGUUGUUUUAUUUUUUACUCUUUGUUAUUGGAGAAAACAUGUUUUCUUUUCUUACUAUUUUCCAUGAUGUCCAUGUGAUUUGAACUGGUGAACAAAGAUGAGGGAUUGACUGGUACCGACGGAUCAAGUGCCCUGCAAAUUUCUCACACAACCAAAUUUGCAGUCAUUGGGGAAAAAAUACAAAUAAAAAAACAUUGCACCAAA